Molecule: messenger RNA, 1412 nt
Organism: Gastrolobium bilobum
Lineage: Eukaryota; Viridiplantae; Streptophyta; Magnoliopsida; Fabales; Fabaceae
Product: GDSL esterase/lipase At2g04570-like
Exons: 3
Coding region: 51-1124 (357 amino acids)
Molecular function (GO): hydrolase activity, acting on ester bonds
Source: RefSeq, a predicted model, not a curated record
AAGUUCACCCCUUUAGCACAGUCCUCCAAAGUUACCCCUAAACACACACAAUGGAAGGGAAUAGAAAGAUGCUACUAUGCUCCCAUAUUUUGUGCAUCCUUUGGCUUCAAUUGUUCUCCCUGGUGGCCAAGACUAGUGCAAAGGUUCCGGCGGUGAUCGUCUUCGGCGACUCUUCGGUGGAUGCCGGGAACAACAACUACAUCCCAACGAUUGCUCGGAGCAAUUUCCAACCAUAUGGACGUGACUUUGACGGUAAACAAGCAACUGGAAGGUUCAGCAAUGGGAGAAUACCAACUGACUUCAUAUCAGAGGCUUUUGGCAUAAAACAAUUUGUGCCUGCAUACUUGGAUCCUAAGUAUAACAUUUCAGAUUUUGCCACAGGGGUCACUUUUGCUUCUGCUGCAACUGGUUAUGAUAAUGCAACUUCAGAUGUGCUGUCUGUGAUACCAUUAUGGAAGCAGUUAGAGUACUACAAGGGAUACCAAAAGAAGCUGAGUGUGUAUCUUGGUGAAAGUAAAGCAAACGAGACAAUAUCAGAAGCAUUACACCUUAUGAGUCUAGGAACAAAUGACUUCCUCGAGAACUAUUACACCAUCCCUGGAAGGGCAUCUCAAUACACACCAAAACAGUACCAGAAUUUUCUGGCUGGGAUAGCUGAGAAUUUCAUCAAGAACCUUUAUGGUGUUGGUGCUCGCAAGAUAUCCCUAGGUGGAUUACCUCCUAUGGGAUGCUUGCCUUUGGAGAGAACCACUAACAUUAUUGGUGGUAAUGACUGUGUUUCUAACUACAAUACCAUAGCAAUGGAUUUCAACGACAAGCUCAAGAAAUUGACCAUUAAGCUCAACCAGCAGCUCCCUGGAAUCAAAUUGGUGUUUUCAAAUCCCUAUUACGUUAUGUUGCAUAUCAUCAGAAAGCCUGACCUAUAUGGGUUUGAAUCAGCGUCAACGGCUUGCUGUGCUACUGGAAUGUUCGAGAUGGGUUAUGCAUGCAGCAGGGGAAACAUGUUCAGUUGCACGGAUGCUUCCAAGUAUGUGUUUUGGGACGCUUUCCAUCCAACAGAGAAAACGAAUAGUAUCGUUGCAAAAUACGUCAUGCAGCGCGUUUUAGCUCAAUUUGUAGAAUAAUAAACUACUUGUGGAAGUUUAUUUAUGUAAUGUAAUCUUAUAUAUCACGCUUGCACAUUCACUGUAAAAUGCCAUUUGGGCUUUUUAUGAAUGGUUGCAUUUUGAUGUGUGUGUAUAUAUAUAAGUGUUACUGCAGCACAUUCACCAUAAAAUGUGCUUAUAAUUAAAAAUAAAAAGUUUUGUUUUAAGUAAUAUGUAGUAUUACCGAUCAUACUUUUCUUUUAUCUUACAUGAUGAGGUUUCCUCUAGGUAUGUACUCAGUACUCCCUUCCAUAUAUGAAAUAUCUG